This is a messenger RNA of Leptinotarsa decemlineata (Colorado potato beetle), 2574 nucleotides long. RefSeq names its product nicotinic acetylcholine receptor alpha 5 subunit (gene nAChRa5). The record is from RefSeq and is a predicted model, not a curated record. Gene Ontology annotation, biological process: monoatomic ion transmembrane transport. NCBI's taxonomy places the organism in Eukaryota, Metazoa, Arthropoda, Insecta, Coleoptera, Chrysomelidae. Gene Ontology annotation, molecular function: transmembrane signaling receptor activity; acetylcholine-gated monoatomic cation-selective channel activity. Gene Ontology annotation, cellular component: postsynaptic membrane.
GGAGAUGAAAACGAAGUCCGACUGAUGCGCCAUCUGAUGGCAGAUUACGACGCUGCCGUGAGGCCUGCUCAGAAUUCAUCUCUACCGCUCAGUGUUAUAUUUGGAAUUUCCUUACAUCAUAUCAUUGAUGUGGACGAGAAGAAUCAGAUCCUAACGACGAAUUGCUGGAUCACGCAAAUCUGGAUCGAUCAUCAUCUGAGAUGGAACGCAUCUGAUUUCGCAGGUAUCAAAGUCAUCAGGAUACCGUACAACAGAGUAUGGAGGCCGGAUUUAAUUCUAUAUAACAACGCUGAUCCCCAAUUCCAGUCUUCUGUCAUCAACACCAACGUCAUCGUAUCCAGUACGGGAGAGGUGGUGUGGCUCAGCCAUGGUAUUUACCGGUCCUCGUGCGACAUUAACGUGGAAUACUUUCCAUUCGAUCUUCAAAGCUGUCACAUGAAAUGGGCGUCCUGGACCUAUGAUGGAUACCAGGUCGAACUUGUGAAGCAAACUGAAGAAGGAGAUGUCAGCAACUACCAAGCGAACGGGGAGUUCGAUUUGAUUGGUUUUUCGUCCGUGAAGAAUAUCGAAUUCUACUCAUGUUGUCCGGAACCUUAUCCGGACAUAACCUACACCAUCAAAUUGAGGAGAAGACCGCUCUUUUACGUUUUCAAUCUGAUCUUGCCAUGCAUACUCAUUAACGGAAUAGCACUCUUGGUAUUCUAUGUUCCAUCUGAAUCCGGAGAGAAAGUAACGCUUGGCAUCAGCGCGCUUCUUUCAAUGACUGUUUUUCUCAUGACCAUUCGAGAGACAUUGCCUCCUACAGAAAAAACACCUCUUAUCAGCAUGUACUAUGGAGUGAGCAUAUGUUUGGUUUCUUUCGCAUCAGCGCUGUCAGUUGUCACUCUCAACAUCUACCACAGAGGAGUCAGAGGAGCAGCUGUCCCGGGACUAUUGAGGAACGUCGUCUUGGAAAAAUUAGCUCCACUGGUUUUUAUGAGGUUCGACAAUAACAGACAUCGAAGUCCUCCAGUCCAGGAAGUCAAUCCACAAACGGGAACAAGGCUGGAUUGUCCAUGGCCGUGGGUAGAUAAGCAACAGCAAGAAGACGGAUAUUUUUUACAACAGCGCCAGCAAAAAUCUCCAAGGUUUCUACAAAGAUCCAAAGAGGCCGAUCUAGAUGUUUUCGAAAACCAGAUUCUUCGAAUUCUCAACAAAGUACACGCCAGCAUCGACAAAAACGAUCAGAGGAUGAUAGAUCAAGACAGAAGAGAGCUGACCGAGCUAGAAUGGAAGCAAGCCUCGAUCGUCUUGGAUAGAAUACUGUUGGCGAUUUUUCUGUUGAUCACUAUUAUCAGUACAACAACCAUACUGUGUCGAAGCCCGACGGAUCAAACGUGAAUAAUUGUCAAUUAUCUAGAUUUUUUUAAACGAUGUAGGUAGAUAUAAAUGAAAAGGAAUGUUGUUGUCACGAAAAGUAAAAAUCCAGUGUCCUGUAAAUGCCAUAAAAACGGUUACGGAGUUUCUAGUUGAUGAAUCGUUCAAUUCUUGGUGUGAGGAAAACAAAUUUCAAUUAUUUAUUUCCAAAUACGAUUUGUCACAAAGGGCCAUUCAAUCACUGUCCUUGCGUUUUGUUCUAACUUAUCAGUUUUAGAAUUUUUCUGCUUGAAUGGAAUCCCAAUAUAUAAGAAUUGUUAGAAUUUCUGUAUAUUUCAUUUUUGUUAUAAAAUUUUCUUUCGUUAGAUAUUAUUAUAAUUCUCUUCUUCUCUCUCAACAGGCUACAAGGAAGUGCUCAGGUUUUCAAACUGAUGCCAUUGAUUUUUCUCUGCCUUCUACCCCCUCUUUUUCUCUCUUUCUCUUUCUCCACAGUAUUUUUUUUCUGAUCCCAACUUCUCUCUUUCUUCUCGUUCACCUCAGUUUUUAUCUGUUCAUUAUCCCCUGUUUACUACUAACUGUCACUAUUGUUGCCUAAUAUUUUUCUCAACGUCUAUCUGCGCUUCUGAACAAUCAUUUUCUUGAUUCUACUCACGCCUUGCUCAUAUUUUUUCUCUAACUCUACCUCUAUCUCGUGAUAUUUGCCUUCCUCUACUACUUUCUUCAGCCUGACUUUUUUGUUGUCUUACCUAUUCCUAUCUAAAUUUUUCCCACACCUAACCUAUGUCUGAUAACUUUUCUUUACUCUUUUUCAUUAACACCGCUUCAUGCAAGACAUAUCGCUUUUCUCUGAAAUUACGACUUUUUUUUUCGAAAUCGUAUUUCUAAAUAAAUAUUUUUCAUACUCGUCCACUGUCACUUAAAAAAAAAUUAACUGUCCUGUGGUUUGCUACGUGUCUUUAAUAUGUCAAUCCACUCCAAAUUCUAUAAAUUGAGUCAUGAGAAAUAUUUACUCUGUUUCUCUGUCAUAUACCUACAUAUACAAAAUAUGAAUAUAACAAUUUCAACAUUUUGAAUGUGGAAACCACUUAUGAACUCCAAUAUUGCAUUUACAUCCGUAAACAUUCCACCAGAUUCCAGAAUAUUCCGAGAUGUUCUGGAUUGUUGUGGAAUGUUUCAAAUAUGUUGUGGAAUUGGCCGUGGUGGUAGUGCGCCCGACUC